Messenger RNA from Drepanopeziza brunnea f. sp. 'multigermtubi' MB_m1, 1638 nucleotides. RefSeq lists its product as uncharacterized. The record is from RefSeq and is a predicted model, not a curated record. Lineage: Eukaryota; Fungi; Ascomycota; Leotiomycetes; Helotiales; Drepanopezizaceae.
AUGCCUCCUCUUUGCGAGCUGCACUUCCCAACAGUCUCCCGUACUUAUCUGACAGGGCCAUGCCAUUCCCAUGUCCGCCGCUCCUGGGCUCAAGCUGAGACGUGGAUUUCCGACGGGCUCACUCGUGGUUUUCAUCCAGCUGAUAUCGGAAACAUGGUGUCAUUGGAGCUGGAGAUCUCUCUCGCCAUUUCUGGCUGUUGCACAUGCUCCCUCGAAUAUUGCCUUCGUAGUCUGAAUAAAAUGCGCCGAGCCGGUCAAUUCACAUCCUUCUCUCCAAAUACCAAUGUCAACAUCAACGAAUCACUCAAGAUGAGCCAGGAUGGCUAUGGUUACAGCUAUCAAUUCUCACAGAAUUUCAGAGAUAGCGACCUCGUCAGUCAGUAUGGGAUGGACCCUGAGAUCUCUCGAGGGAUUGGUCAAGAACAGGCUGAGAAGGACCUUACAGAGGCUGAACUUCAGGCGGUUCGAAAGGACAUUCGCAAGCAGGCUGAGAUUGAAAGUCGGUCUAAGGCUCAAGGCUUCGCUGAAGGGGGCUACACAGAAACCAUCCAGUCUGGCUCGUCGCGCUCUAGAAGCUCAACUUCAGCGCUCAAGGCUGAAGGGAGUAAUGCAAAGAAUAUCUCCACUCGCUCUGCUCACUCACGAAGACCUACGACUUCUAGCCAUGCAAGAUCGACCACCGCUGAUUCCCGUACCGAUAUUCGUGCGGGUCAUCGGAGUGAGACAGGUGAUACGGGGGUUCUUUUAUCCCAAGGAAGCAGCACAGCUACACUCACCGAUGAGACCCGUACCGAUAUUCGUGCGGGCCAUCGAAGUCAGACUCAGAUGACCAAGAUCCGUUCCUCCAGUAAAGCUUCAUACACUGUCGUUCAGGAAGAUUUGGCUACACUCGCUCCCGACGACUCGAUUUCGCAGAUGGUACCCAAGAAGCGGAGCAGAACUUCCACAAUUUCGAAAGAGAAAUAUGUUUCAUCUCGCAGAGUUAGUGACCAAGCCAAUGCUGGUACAGCUUCAUCGGACGUCACUCUUCGGCCAGCAGCACCUCGAUCCCGCAAGCAAAUCGCCCUCGACAUGGCUGCUCUGAGCGCUGAGCUAAUGGCACUUGACAAAAGCUCUGAUGCUUCUGGUUAUACAGAGCCUAGCACAGGUUACAGCAGCCGAGCUUCCCGUGGUGAAAGUCGCGGAAAGGAUUCUCAGCGCACGAUGGAUAGUAAUGCUACCCGAGAGACAUCUAGAGAGAGACAUCGCAGACACAGACGCGAGCGUGAGCAGGCCAGAGAGCAAGAAGGUCGACACCAAGACAAAGAGAGCCGGAUGUCACGAUAUCGUCCAGACUCCAAGAGCGGGAAGACAAAAGAUAGCUCCCGUGACCGUGAGUCGCGCGAUCGCCAACCACCGAAGCGUGAGAGAACCCGCAAGAUAUCCCAAGACCGUCGACAAAAGGAGAGCUCCCACAGAAGUCGUAGCAGAUCUAAAGAUCGAUCUGCAUCUGGUAUAUCUCGAGCAGCAUCCAGUAUUGCGAGCUGGGUCACUACUGUUGCAAGCUCUAACACGGGCUCUGGGAGGGAGCAUCAGUCGGCUGCCAGCUCUGCCGCUCUACCCGAACAGUGCAAACAUGCUAAGCUUGGUCACCAUUGA